UAGGUGACCUUUGGGCAAUAUAUGACUUGCCAAUAAAAGCAGUACAUUGGACAUUCGAGAGGCUUCUUUGACCUUGGUUGCUAUCGUGUGAAGAUUUCGAAACAGAGCGUGGUGAUUUAGCAAUGGCUUCUAUAUCCAUCUUAAACCCUAAAGCGGAGUUCGCGAAAUCUCAGCAUGCAUUCAGCAUCAAUUUGGCUGCAGCUAGGGGGUUGUACGAUGUUUUAAAGACCAAUUUAGGACCUAAAGGAACUAUGAAAAUGCUCGUCUCCGGUGCCGGUGAUAUUAAGAUAACCAAAGAUGGCAACGUUUUGCUCCAUGAAAUGCAGAUCCAGCACCCUACCGCCAGCCUGAUUGCGCGCGUAGCUACUGCUCAGGAUGAUAUGACCGGUGAUGGCACUACGUCUAAUGUCCUCUUGAUUGCUGAAUUGCUCAAACAAGCUGAUAUGCAUACUUCUGAAGGCCUUCAUCCACGUUUCAUAACAGAGGGGUUCGAUAUGGCUCGAAACAAAUGCUUAGAAAUAUUACCAAAGUGUCAGAUAAGUUGCUUCUCGGAUCCAGCAUCCCCCGGAACUCUGAAUAGAGGCAUACUUGAGGCUGUUGCAAGAACAUCACUCACUACCAAAGUGCAUUCUGACUUGGCUAAUCUUUUGACUGAGCACGUGGUAGAUGCAGUAUUGUCAAUUCGUAGUGCGAGUGAACCUUUGGAUUUGCAUCGCAUUGAAUUGAUGCAGAUGCAACAUAAGACUGAUAUGGACUCAAUACUUGUCAAGGGAAUAGUACUUGACCACGGUGGUAGGCACCCAGAUAUGCCUAAACGAGUUACUAAUGCAUUUAUAUUGACAUGCAAUGUGUCAUUCGAAUAUGAAAAAACUGAGGUGAAUUCUGGGUUCUUCUAUAAAACAGCAGAAGAGCGAGCAUCACUCGUGAAAUCUGAGCGGGAGUUCAUCGAUAUGAGAGUGCAGAAGGUAAUAGAGUUGAAAAGGAAAGUUUGCGAUAAAGAAGGUGGUGGAGACUCCAAGCCUGGAUUCGUUAUAAUUAACCAGAAAGGAAUUGAUCCCUUCUCGCUAGACGCUUUCGCUCGAGAGGGGAUACUUGCUCUCCGUCGUGCCAAAAGACGCAACAUGGAAAGGGUCACACUUGCUUGUGGUGGAUAUGCUCUGAAUUCAGUAGAAGAUAUGACACCUGACUGUCUUGGUUAUGCUGGAUUAGUGUACGAAACCACUCUGGGGGAGGAAAAGUACACCUUUGUCGAGGAGUGCAAAGAACCUCGUUCGGUAACUUUGCUAAUGCGUGGACCCAAUAAACACACCCUUAAUCAAAUCAAAGACGCAGUAAAUGAUGGUCUUCGUGCCAUUAAAAACACAUUAGAAGACGAAUGCGUUAUCCCUGGUGCAGGGGCUUUUGAACUGGUCGCAUAUCGCGAGCUUGUUAAGUUCGUCCCAACAGUCAAAGGUCGUGCACGUCUCGGUGUCCAAGCGUUUGCGGAUGCUCUACUCGUGAUUCCAAAAGUUUUGGCUAGGAAUGCUGGUCACGAUGCUCAAGAAACUAUGGUAAAAUUGCUCGAAGAGUCAGCAAAGGCAGAAGCUCGUUGUCACGGCAUUUCGCCAAUGGACCUUGUUGGAAUUGAUCUAACUACUGGAGAAGCGAUGGUUCCUGCUCAGGUUGGAGUUUACGAUAACUUCAUUGUAAAAAAGCAAAUAAUCAAUUCUUGUUCAAUCAUCGCAACCAAUCUGUUGCUUGUUGAUGAAAUCAUGCGAGCAGGAUUAAGCUCCCUCAAGGGUUAACUGUACACUCUAAUGAGUUAAUCGAAUAUAUUUGCUUUUGAAUACAUAUUUAUUUCACGCCUUA
Trichobilharzia szidati is the source of this 1848-nucleotide messenger RNA. The record is from the annotation of a GenBank genome assembly. NCBI's taxonomy places the organism in Eukaryota, Metazoa, Platyhelminthes, Trematoda, Strigeidida, Schistosomatidae.